AUGACCUGUGUUCUGUUCAAACUGUGCCUACUUUCAGCCUUCGUAGCUGUUUCCCAAAGCAAUCGCCUUGGCCCUACAUCUCACCUAUGCUAUUCCAGGUUCCUAGAUCAUUCCAAUCUUGUUUUCCUGCGCUGGGACUUUGAUCUUGAGGCUGAAUUCAUCACUUUUGAGCUCCAAGUCCGGACAGCUGGCUGGGUCGGCUUGGGCAUCACAAAUCACUACACCAACGUGGGAAGUGAUCUGGUAGUUGGAGGGGUCCUGCCAGAUGCCAAUGUCUACUUUUCGGAUCAACACCUUGUGGAUGAAGAGACUCUAGCAGAGGAUGGGAGCCAAGAUGCUGAGUUGCUAGGGCUAACAGAAGAUGCUGUCUAUACCACCAUGCAUUUCUCCAGGCCCUUUUGCUCUUGUGACCCUCAUGACAAAGACAUUUCGAGUGACACCCUAAGGCUCUUGGCUGCCUAUGGCCUGGAUGACACAGUGAAGCUGAGUCGAGAGCAAACUUUCAUUAAGUCCCUCUUCCUGCUACAAGUAAUCUACCAUGAUGUUGUGGACGACCCUCAGGAAACGAUCAUCCACGACUUGGAGAUCACUGAUUUUCUCAUUCCAGAAGUUGACACCACAUAUGCCUGCAUCUUUCUCCCUCUCCCCAUUGUCAACAAGAAGCAUCAUAUCUACAAGUUUGAGCCCAAGUUGCUAGAACACAAUGAGACCAUGGUGCAUCACAUCCUGGUGUACGCCUGCGGCAAUGCCAGCGUGCUCCCCACAGGCAUCGGGGAAUGCUAUGGCUUCGACCCCGCCUUCUCCCUUUGCUCCCAGGUCAUCGUGGGCUGGGCUGUUGGGGGCCUUACUUACCAGCUUCCAGAUGAUGUGGGCAUCUCUAUUGGAACCCCCCUGGACCCUCAGUGGAUCCGGCUGGAGGUUCAUUAUAGCAAUUUUAACAACCUUCCUGGUGUGUAUGACUCCUCUGGGAUUCGGUUGUAUUACACCUCGCAGCUGCGCAAAUACGACAUGGGAGUCCUUGAACUGGGCAUCUUGACUUUUCCUCUCCACUUCAUACCUCCGGGGGCUGAGUCAUUCAUGUCCUAUGGGCUGUGUAAGACAGAGAAGUUUGACGAGAUGAAUGGGACCCCAGUACCUGACAUGCAGGUAUUUGGCUACCUGCUCCACACACACUUAGCUGGGCGGUCACUGCAGGCAGUGCAAUAUAGAAAUGGAACACAACUCCAAACAAUUUGUAAAGAUUUGUCCUAUGACUUCAAUCUUCAGGAGAUUCGAGACCUACCUCAUCUUGUGGACAUCAAGCCAGGAGAUGAACUGCUGGUGGAAUGCCACUACCAGACCCUGGAUCGUGACACCAUGACUUUUGGAGGCACCAGCACCAUCAAUGAGAUGUGUCUUAUCUUCCUCUUCUACUAUCCUCGAAAUAAUAUCUCCAACUGUCUGGGGUACCUGGACAUCAUCUAUGUGACCCGUGAGCUGGGGGAAGAUGCAUCUGAGAAUCCCAUGGAAAACCUGAUGGUCAUGGACAAUGUUGAAUGGACACCAGAGAACAUUAAGAAGGCUGAGAAAGCGUGCAAGGAGUCCCAGCAGACGGUCAUGAUCAAGACCCUCGAUGAGCAGAUAGAAAAUACAACCGGCUGGAUUCCUGACAUCAUCCCAACUCCUCGGGGGUCAUGCUUAGAGUCCUCUGGAGGCAAAGUGGAGCCCCAGGACAAGACUCCGACAGGCUUCAGGGCUGUACCAAUGGCCCUCUAUAGUCUCAGUAUUCCUAUACUAAGGCCUCUUCCCCUGGUUGCCCUCUUAUUCCUGCAGGGUACUCUCUCAUGGCUCCUUGCCACACUGCAGGAUAGAGUAUGA
Jaculus jaculus (lesser Egyptian jerboa) is the source of this 1857-nucleotide messenger RNA. RefSeq names its product putative DBH-like monooxygenase protein 2. The transcript is spliced from 13 exons. The record is from RefSeq and is a predicted model, not a curated record. Gene Ontology annotation, molecular function: copper ion binding; dopamine beta-monooxygenase activity. Bases 1 to 1857 code for a protein of 618 amino acids. Gene Ontology annotation, cellular component: secretory granule membrane. Gene Ontology annotation, biological process: norepinephrine biosynthetic process; octopamine biosynthetic process; dopamine catabolic process. NCBI's taxonomy places the organism in Eukaryota, Metazoa, Chordata, Mammalia, Rodentia, Dipodidae.